AUGGAGUUCCUGCACCCAUGGGCAGAGGUGUGGGAGAAGCCGCAGGAGGCGGGGGGCGAGCCGGAGCUUCAAAGCCUGCGGCUCUGCUACGAGGCGGAGCUGGCCGAUGCCCGCCGGGCGCUGGACGAUAUCGCCAUCGAGCGGGCCACGCUGCAGAUAGAGCUGAGCAAGAUCGGCGAGGAGCACCGGCAGCUGCACAGCAGGAAUUCAAAAAAAGAAGCUGAUUUGAAACUGGCACAGGCACAUUUGAGAGACCUUGAUGCUCAGCUGAAUGCAAAGGAAGCUGACUUAGCAACAGCUUUGAAUGAGAACCGAAGUUUGGAGAAUAACCUUCGUGAAUUAAAGGAUCAAGUAGUCAAUCUGCAGCUGUCACUGGAAGAUACCAAAGAACAUCUCAACAGUGAAAUGUUGAGGAGGGUGGACCUGGAAAAUCAUAUGAAAACUUUGCAGGAACAAAUCAUGUUCCAGCACCACCUUCAUGAAGAUGAGCUCAAGGAGACGAAAAGAGUCCAUGAGAGCAGGAUAGCAGAAAUAGAAUCUGGCUGUCAGAGAGAACUUGAAAGUAAGGUCUCGGAUGCUCUGCAGGGGCUCAGAAAACAACAUGAAGAACAAAUUCAAGGAUACAAAGAGGAGCUGGAGCGAACAUUCAAUGCAAGAGUGCAGAACGCUCAGGCAUCUGCAGUGAGACACAGUGACUUUGCCAAUGCGGCUCGGGAGGAGCUGAUGGAAACAAAGCUGAGAGUUGAUGUUCUGACAUCUCAAGUUAAUCAAUACCAAAGCCAGAAUGUUGCUUUGGAGAAUAGAAUAAAGGAGCUACAGGGGAUGCUGGAUUAUGACCGUGAUCUCCAUCAAAGGUGUAUAGCUGAAAAAGAGAAAGAAAUAACACAAGCCCAGCAGCAGGCACAAGCACAGUUGGAAGAAUAUGAGCAUCUCUUAGAUGUGAAACUGGCUCUAGAUCUGGAAAUAAAUGCCUACAGAAAGAUGCUGGAAGGAGAGGAACAGAGGCUAAAGCUGUCACCCAGUCCACCUUCGCAGAGUGCUGCAACUCAAGCAACAAGUCAAGGGCGACGGCUCCUACAUGGGAAGAAAAGGAAAGUGAAAGAAGCCAGAAAGAGAGGGCACAGUGCUGGAUUUCAGACUGUUCAGCAUGCUUCAUUUUCUGGAAAUAUAUCUAUUGAAGAAAUUGAUGCAGAUGGGAAAUAUGUCAGGCUUAAAAACAAAUCUAAUGAGGAUCAACCACUACAUGGAUGGGUGUUAAGAAGACAUCUUGGAAGUGUGCCAGAUGUAACAUAUAAAUUUCCUUCACGGUUCACUCUUCAAGCGGGCCAAGUAGUUACAAUCUGGGGUGCAGCAGCUGGGGUAAGCCCAGGUCCUAGUGAUCUGGUCUGGAAGUCUCAGAAGUCUUGGGGAACUGCAGAUAAUAUUGGUGUUACACUUAUCACAGAUGAUGGUGAGGAACUUGCAGAAAGGAAGAUAAUGCUUGUACUCAGAGGAGAAGAAAGCAGUGAGCAAGAUGAUGACUAUGAAGAAAUAACUGGAAGUGAAAUGGAGUUUCCAUCUCAGGGAAAUGCUGUUUCUACUGGACUACAGAACCAAAUACAGCUUGCAACUCUGAAGCUGCAUUCAAGCCAGUUUGCCCAUAAAGGGUUCAGCUCCCUUCUCAGCACUGUGUUGUGCAGAGACAAAUUGGCAAAAGACUAA
Molecule: messenger RNA, 1701 nt
Organism: Charadrius vociferus (killdeer)
Lineage: Eukaryota; Metazoa; Chordata; Aves; Charadriiformes; Charadriidae
Product: lamin-L(III)-like
Exons: 12
Coding region: 1-1701 (566 amino acids)
Source: RefSeq, a predicted model, not a curated record